Pelobates fuscus (common spadefoot toad) is the source of this 1907-nucleotide messenger RNA. RefSeq names its product phosphatidylinositol glycan anchor biosynthesis class M (gene PIGM). Lineage: Eukaryota; Metazoa; Chordata; Amphibia; Anura; Pelobatidae. The record is from RefSeq and is a predicted model, not a curated record. Gene Ontology annotation, molecular function: alpha-1,4-mannosyltransferase activity; GPI mannosyltransferase activity. The transcript has 6 exons. Gene Ontology annotation, cellular component: glycosylphosphatidylinositol-mannosyltransferase I complex; membrane. Bases 300 to 1622 code for a protein of 440 amino acids. Gene Ontology annotation, biological process: GPI anchor biosynthetic process.
CUCCGUCACUCCCUCCCAGCCAGCACCGGGAACUGCACUCACCGCUCGCACUCCGGGCUGGGACAGUCCGACCGGACACCAUUUUCCUCCAAAAUGAAAGCGGAUUAACUUAUUUUGAGGUUCUUCAUUUUUUUCUGGGACGUUCCUAGAUUUUGUGCCUGAAGAUGGUUAACAAUCAAGUUUUCCUUUGCUGUUCAGGAUAUGUACUGAGCUCUAACACCAAAGCAUGUUGAUACAAACCUGGCCUAUGACAGAUCCACUGUACACAUACUUCUGUAAAUGUUUCUUGCAAAACUGUCAUGGAUAACAAACCCUGUGACAUUACAAAAAAGAAAAUGAAGUCUCCUGAUGCUGUAAUAUUUGGCAUUAUUCCUCAAAAGAUUUUUUUAAGGACAUGGGUUAUAUUUUCCAUUGCAUUCCUUGCCAGAGUUGUCCUGGUAUUGUAUGGAGUCUACCAAGACCGAACCAUGCUGGUGAAAUACACAGAUGUUGAUUAUCACGUAUUUACAGAUGGUGCUCGAUAUGUUACACAGGGAUUUUCUCCAUAUAAAAGAGCUACAUAUCGUUACACUCCAUUAUUAGCCUGGAUCCUGACUCAAAACAUAUACCUCACUGAACUUUUUGGCAAAUUUCUGUUUGUGUUUUGCGAUCUGUUUGCCACAUAUCUCAUGCGGUCAAUUCUUGAACUAAGGGGACUAGAACCUUCCUCUGCCACCAUGUACAGCACAUUUUGGCUUUUUAACCCACUGCCUAUGACAGUGUCCAGCAGGGGAAAUGCAGAGUCUAUUUUAGCAGUUCUUGUCAUUUUGGCAUUGUACUACCUUCAGAAACGACAGCUUGUGAAGGCUGCUCUUGUCUAUGGUCUUUCUGUGCACAUGAAAGUUUACCCUGUCACUUACCUGCUGCCUAUUGCACUGUCACUGCAAACAAGAAACAUUGACAGCAAGAAUAAAGUUACUUCAAAAUUGAAAUACCAAUGGAUACAAAGUGCCUGGCAGUUUUUCCUUCGACUGUUGAAUCGUGAUCUUCUGAUCUUUGGUACUGUUACCGUUUUGACUUUUGCCAUAUGGGCCGUCACCUUUUAUUUCAGCUAUGGAUGGGAUUUCCUUGAGCAUACAUACUUGUACCACUUAACCAGGAGGGAUAUUCGUCACAAUUUCUCCCCAUAUUUCUACAUGUUGUAUCUAACUGCGGAGAGUGAUUGGAGUUUUACUCUUGGUUUGGCAGCUUUCCUGCCUCAGCUGCUGCUGCUAAUAGCUGUCUCAUUUGCUUUCUACAAAGACUUGGCUUUCUGCUGUUUUCUUCAUACUGCAAUUUUCGUGAGCUUCAACAAAGUGUGCACCUCACAGUAUUUCCUGUGGUAUCUCUGCUUGUUGCCUCUUGUGAUGCCUGGCCUGAAGAUAUUAUGGAGACGGGGAUUAUUUCUGCUCAUUCUAUGGUUUUUUGGUCAGGCUAUUUGGCUGGCUCCUGCGUACUUGCUUGAAUUUGAAGGACAAAAUACAUUUUUACUUGUCUGGAUAUCUGGCCUAUUGUUUCUUAUCAUUAAUAGCUGGAUCCUUGCUGAAAUCAUACAAAAUUACAAGCUACAACCAAAAAAAACACAAAAACUAAAGCACAAUUAGAUUUUGUAUUUAAAGACAUUUUACUGAUCUUACAUGGUAAAGCCAAUAAAGUUGCACUCAGGAAUACACUAUCAGGGUUUUUCAGUAAAGAUUUAAUUCUGGGAAAUUCAAAGUUGAUUUAAAUCAAAUGUAACAUUUUGGAAAGAUUGCAAAGAUUUAUUGUUGUUCAAAAUCCUUUUGUAAUUGCACAAGAUGUAAAAUUUCACGUCAUCAUUUCUAUUUGUUAUUUAUUUAAAAAGUGUUAAACACUUAAGCUAUUGCCGUGUUGUAAUCUAACUGUGUUGU